Heterotrigona itama is the source of this 1310-nucleotide messenger RNA. The record is from the annotation of a GenBank genome assembly. NCBI's taxonomy places the organism in Eukaryota, Metazoa, Arthropoda, Insecta, Hymenoptera, Apidae.
UAUCAGUCGAAGUAAAACGUAAAAUCUCAUAUGAUGUAAUUUUGGUAAAAAUUAUGGCGCCAUCUUGAAACGGAUGUCAGCAGUUGGGAAGCAUUAGCGCCAGCUAUUGAAAGCACAACGGUCGCGGGCGAGGGAGAGGGGGAAUUAAAGAAAAAUGGCCGUCAAGCGAAAAUCGAGAAAUACGAAAAACGAACGAGAGUGUAACGAUCAAAUGUGAAUACGAUCCGGCGGUUUUUUUAACGGAUUAAUCACGGUACGGCGAGCGAAAUGCGAAACGAAAUGACGAUGUAUACGUUAAAGCCGAUUAUCUCCCUGCCACGAACGUUCCAUCAUAGAAAAACGAUGUACGAAAUGCGAAAUAUUCAUGAAGAACGAUCAACAGACGACCAUACGGUAGCCGAGAACAAGAUCGUGCCUGAUAUCACUGACCAGAGUCCACUACCAGAAUACAAUGAAUUAGAAGCAAGACAAGAAAAGAUACUGGCACAACUUGCAGAACUAAAGAAACAAGUAGCAACGCUUUCUGGAUUUCUGAGACAAACAAAUCAAGCUGCAGUAGUUGAUAAAAGUUCUAUAAUUAAUAAGAGUCAGGUGCCAAUUAAUGUGAAUCUUAUUAUAAAUGUGAAUCCUAAAAGGCCACCUUAUUUUAUAUCAGCGUUACAAAAGUUGUGGAAAGAUACUGAUAUUAAAGUGCAAACUUAUGUUCAUUCAAGUGUGAACGAAGGAGGGUCUAUUAAUUAUGAAUCAAUUACAAGUUCUUCCAAGAAUAAUGUUAUUAAUCUGUCAUUGAUUUGGAAAGAUGUUGAGGACCUGGAACUUAUAUCUGGUUUACAUAGUUACUAUAUAAUUGGUGAAACGAAUUUUCUACGAUAUUUAAGUAGAUUAAUAAAUACGCAUAAUUAUGAAAGUUUUGCUUGUACAGAGAAGGUAAAUACAACUGACUUGAUAUUAGAUCUGUGUUAUUCUUUACAUUUUGAAGAAUCAACAAAUAAAAAACAAGAAAUAUUGUCAUUAAUAGCAGAUAAGUUAAAUUGGUCAGAUAAAAAAGUUCUUGAUAUAGCAGAUGUUGCUGCAUGGUGUACAAUUAAACAAUUUUUUUCAAAGAAAUAUCCACCAAAACUUAAAAAAUGGUAUGAAGCUUGUGAAAAACAUUUUCAACCGAAGCCGGCGAAGGUCUAGGAGGUGAUUUUCCUAACAUCGUAGGAGGAGGAGGAUGCAUAGAUUUUCUCGCUAAAGUAUUUCGUUUACCUAGUGUACCACAAGCAUUAGCUAUAUUCAUAGCACCACCACCACCCUGUCUUGAUCUAUAA